Molecule: messenger RNA, 1603 nt
Organism: Ochotona curzoniae (black-lipped pika)
Lineage: Eukaryota; Metazoa; Chordata; Mammalia; Lagomorpha; Ochotonidae
Product: alcohol dehydrogenase class-2 isozyme 1
Exons: 9
Coding region: 70-1209 (379 amino acids)
Biological process (GO): formaldehyde catabolic process
Cellular component (GO): cytosol
Molecular function (GO): zinc ion binding; S-(hydroxymethyl)glutathione dehydrogenase [NAD(P)+] activity
Source: RefSeq, a predicted model, not a curated record
AGAGCACCUUGCAGGGGGAAAAAAAAGGCUCUUCAAAUCAGAAACUAGCAAGUUUUCCAAAGGAAAAAAAUGGGAACCAAGGGCAAAGUUAUUAAAUGCAAAGCAGUCGUUGCCUGGGAAGCAGGAAAGCCCCUUUCCAUUGAAGAGGUUGAGGUAGCUCCUCCCAAGGCUCAUGAGGUUCGAAUUCAGAUAAUUGCUGCUGGCCUAUGUCGUACUGAUAGCCAUGUGAUUAGUCCCACAUUUGAAGGGGCUUUUCUUCCAGUUAUCCUGGGCCAUGAAGGUGCAGGAAUUGUUGAAAGUGUUGGGCCAGGAGUGACCAACGUCAAACCAGGUGACAAAGUGAUUCCAAUUUAUACACCUUAUUGUGGAAAAUGCAAGUUCUGCCUGAGUCCACUCACAAACUUGUGUGAAAAAUUCUGUAAAGGUAAAAAUCCUUUAAUCGAACAAGAACUAAUGGAAGACAAAACCAGCAGGUUUACCUGCAAAGGAAAAUCAAUUUACCAUUUCUUUGGAGUCAGUGCCUUCUCUCAGUACACUGUAGUAAGAGAUGUUAAUGUUGCCAAAAUAGAUGAUGACGCAAAUUUAGAAAAAGUUUGUCUGUUUGGAUGUGGUUUUUCUACUGGCUAUGGAGCUGCAAUCAACACUGCCAAGGUCACCCCUGGGUCUACCUGUGCUGUCUUUGGCCUAGGAGGUGUAGGUCUUUCUGCUAUAAUAGGUUGUAAAACAGCAGGAGCUUCCAGAAUCAUAGCCAUUGAUAUCAACAGUGACAAAUUUGCAAAAGCCAAAGCCCUGGGAGCCACUGACUGCCUCAAUCCUAAAGAACUGAGUAAGCCUGUCCAGGAUGUCAUUGUUGAAAUGACCAAUGGAGGUGUGGAUUUUGCUAUUGACUGUGCAGGUGGAUCAGAAGUCAUGAAAGCAGCAAUAGAAUGCGUAACAGUAGGCUGGGGAUGCUGUGUUUUCGUUGGAGUCGAUUUAGCUAGCAAAGGAUUGACUAUUUCUCCAAUGGAACUAAUAAUGGGCCGUACUUUAAAAGGAACAAACUUUGGUGGUUGGGAUGCACAAACUGUCCCAAAGCUGGUUUCUGACUACAAGAAUGGUAAAUUCAAUCUGGAUACACUGGUAACCCAUACUCUGCCAUUUGACAAAAUCAAUGAGGCACUGGAUUUACUAAAGCAAGGAAAAAGCAUACGAACGGUCCUGAUCUUUUGAAGAUGCCGAGAGCAAUUUGGAACACCAUAUGACUGAAUAUGAACCCUAAAAUGAUGAACCAAGGAAACCUAUAAGCUUAAAUAAAUGUUUACAGCUAAUAUCUUACCAUAAAAUGUUAUCAUUAAUACAGCACCUGUAAGUGUGAUGUUAAUGGUUUGCAUGAUAAAUGACUAUAGAUAAUGCAGUUCUUAUGAAUGAAUAAUGUUGUAUUUAUAGAUUGCUUAAAAUUAGCUCUGAGAGGUGAUAGCAGGGAAUGAAGAGAUAAUAAAAACAGACUGAACAUAUUCUAUAAUAUUUUAGAUUGGGUGAUACAUAUAUGAAGCUUGAUUAUACUAAUUACCCACUUUUACCUACGUUGAAACUUUCCACAAUAAAGAUACUUACUGGAAAAUAU